This is a messenger RNA of Pieris rapae (cabbage white), 897 nucleotides long. It is a transcript of the gene CPR65, whose product is annotated as alpha-protein kinase 1-like. The record is from RefSeq and is a predicted model, not a curated record. The transcript has 2 exons. Gene Ontology annotation, cellular component: extracellular matrix. Bases 69 to 818 code for a protein of 249 amino acids. NCBI's taxonomy places the organism in Eukaryota, Metazoa, Arthropoda, Insecta, Lepidoptera, Pieridae.
CAGAUUUCAUCUCAUAAUCACAGUCGUCAACUGUUCAAUAUUGUGAACACAUCAAUCAAACAAACAAGAUGGUUCAAAAGCUUUUAAUCUUUUCUGGUCUUAUCAUUUCUGCAACAUGCACCUUCCUCCACACUGCACCAAUUAUACUGGAACCAUUCCGUGAGCCGCCAGUAUCCUACGACUUUUCAUACCACGUCAAUGAUGCUCGCACUGGCGACUUCAAAGCCCAAUCAGAAGCUAGACGCGGCGACACUGUUCUCGGACAAUACUCGUUGAUCCAACCUGAUGGCGUCAGGAGGGUUGUGGACUAUCAGGCCAACGACUUAACUGGUUUCCUUGCGACUGUCAGUAACCAGCCUUUGAUCAACCCAAUCCAAAUCAACAAAGCACCUCAAGCACCUCAAACUCAAGAAAUUCAAGACAACCAAAUUAGCCAAGACAGCCAGCGUCAACAGCAACAAGAUCUCCAACAGCAACAACAGCAACAGCUCCAGCAACAGGAACAACAGCAACUUCAGCAACAGUACCACCAGCAGCAGCACCAGCAGCUCCAACAGCAACAGCUCCAGCAGCAACAACAGCAGCAACAGCACCAGCAACAACAGCAACAGCAGCUUCAACAGCAACAGCAGCAGGUUCAACAGCAGCAGCAGCAGCAGCUUCACCAACAGCAGUACCAAGAGGAGGCAUCCCGCCCAACAACAGCGAAUGCUGGUGUUAGCAUUGAAAACCAGUGCCCUAACUGCGCUAGUUCCACACCUCCCACCAUUUCUCUAUCAACAGUUCUCCACCCAUACCAAAACAACCUUUGGUUGUAAAUUAAAAAAAAAAAUUUAGACAGACCUCGCAAAAGUGUUCCUUUGACUGUUUAUUUAAAUAUACUAUGGCACUCGUAAU